Messenger RNA from Phaedon cochleariae (mustard beetle), 1433 nucleotides. The record is from the annotation of a GenBank genome assembly. Lineage: Eukaryota; Metazoa; Arthropoda; Insecta; Coleoptera; Chrysomelidae.
AUAAGUAGUUCAACUUUGACAACUUGGCGAUCAGAGAAAAAUCUGGUUGUUAAAAUCAUUAUUCAUUACCAUGUUUCUUGUAUUUUCUCGCUCAAUAAUCCUAAGAAAAUGCUAUCACGCUUACUGAACCCUUGUCUUGAAUCAAAAUCAUCAUUCCUGCUCUACUGCAUCGAUUUUCUGGUGCCAUUUCCAUUUUAGUGAAAAUCAAGUUGAUGGAAUCAAAUUCCUUUCGUAUGAAUUUACUGGACGAAGACAUGGGAACAACACGAGACUGGAGAAAGGCAUUGAAGGCCCAGCCAGCAUACCGGAUAGUCAAUAGAACCAUUAGAGGGCAGACUCUUUUCGUUUACGUUGUAGGUCUCACAGGAGUGUUUCUUUUAAUUUUUUUGUACACAAAUUCCUCCAAAAGAUCAACCAAUAGUAUUCUUAGAAGUAGUGAUUAUAACCAUACAUAUCCUCUGACAAGGCCAAUUAAGACUUCAAGUAUGCAUACUUUUAGAAUAGGUAUCAUUGCAGACUUAGAUACAAACUCAAAAAGCGAAAACGAAAAAAACACAUGGUACUCCUAUUUAAAACUGGGGCAUCUGAGCUAUAAUCCUCAGAAACACACUGUCAUCAUUACAUGGGAUCAAAAAGAGCCUGAGCUAUUGAAAACUAACUAUGCUCUGAAAGGAAGAGGCCUAGAACUCUCAGAGCUGGUCACUUUCAAUGGAAAGUUAUUAACAUUUGAUGAUAGAACUGGUCUAGUUUUUGAAAUAAUCAACUACAAUCUCAUUCCUUGGUUGAUACUCAUGGAUGGAGAUGGCAGGAACCAAAAAGGCUUUAAAUCUGAAUGGGCCACAGUGAAAGAUGAAAUUCUCUUUGUUGGGUCCAUGGGCAAAGAAUGGACAACAGCAUCUGGAGAGUUUCAGAAUCACAACCCACAGUAUAUCAAAACUGUCACAACAAAAGGUCAAGUAAACCACGUGAACUGGGUAUCUGAAUACAACAGGAUAAGGGAGGCAAUCGGCAUCAAGUGGCCAGGGUACAUGAUCCACGAGAGCGGGGUGUGGUCUGGUGUCCAUCAGCGGUGGUUCUUCCUGCCGAGGCGCUGCAGCAAGGAGCCCUACAACGAAUCCGCGGACGAGCACAUGGGCUGUUCUGUGCUGAUAUCGGCCGACCAUCAGAUGUAUGAUCUCAAAGUGGUGCAGAUUCCUAAUUCACGAUCUACCAGAGGUUUCUCUAGCUUCAAAUUUAUACCAACCUCAAACGACCACGUCAUAGUAGCCUUGAGAACGGAAGAACUCGAAGGCAAUACUUCCACCUACGUCACAGCUUUCACGGUUGAAGGAACGAUACUGUUGGACGAUUUGGAGAUAGCUAAUGUUAAGUACGAGGGCUUCGAAUUUAUAUAGCAUUCCUCUAGUCACCAAAAAGGGUUGUCAGUUGCGAUA